This is a messenger RNA of Medioppia subpectinata, 1657 nucleotides long. NCBI's taxonomy places the organism in Eukaryota, Metazoa, Arthropoda, Arachnida, Sarcoptiformes, Oppiidae. The record is from the annotation of a GenBank genome assembly.
ACAAUCGCUUAUAUCGGUCGAUAUGCCGCGAGUGCAGGAGAGGUCAGAAUUAGCCGAUUUCAUGAAUAACAGUCUUAUAGAUGACAUAACAGGGAGUUUGCCUCAAGGGGUGGACGAGAAGGUGAUCCUAAGUCGGUGUUCAAUACUGACGACAAACAAUUCAUUUUCGGCACUCGUGCCCGGAUGGGAGGGCAUUCCCACCGCCAUUGGGAUCAAUGUGGUCGUGGCUGCCGCAUUUUUGAUUUUAAUUGCCAUUCUUCGGAGGAGAUCCAUUGUCAAAGACAAACAUUACAUUAAUGCUCCCAAAACUCAUCUCAACACUGAUUUUCUUCAAUUCAUAUACGAUAACAAGAAGUCCAGUGAAGACAUCUAUUACACCGACAAACAGAUCAACAGAAAGCACCCGAAGGCUUAUUUACCCAUCAUUUUGCACACCAAUGACGCCCUCAUCGGUGAUAAAGUGAGGCGCGACGACGACAACACCGAAGACCCCUCGACUAUCAAACUAUUCAAUACAACAAUCGGCGGCACAAGUAAUCUGAAACCCAAUAAAUCAAAGGGAAAUAAAGCGACUGAAGUGAUCGCCGGUGGUGUUGUGCCGACGCGACUAAAACAACACGGUUUGCCUCACGGCCUGUCUUCCCUCGAGUCGGGAAAUUUACCGGCUCUAACACCCGCUAGUCUACCGACUCUAAGCCCUAUUGAGCCGAUAGAGCCCGUCGUCGUCCACCGGAAACCAACUAAAAAAGCGGAGACACCCGUCAGUGAAGAAGAGCACGAGCUCUCACUCUUAAAGGCAGUGUUGAAGGGCGACGACACCGACAGUGUUAAGAGUCUGUCGAUAAAGCCAUCCAAACAUAUUCACCACCAGAAGGCCGAUGACAGCGCGAAGACGUUAAAGGAAUGGAUCAUUAAAUACAUGUAUAUCAAAGAUAAGGACAUUCUCCAGAAGAGAGGUGUGGAUGCGCUUCAAUACGUGCUUUUUCAACGAUAUCUAAUCUACUUUAUGGCGUGUAUGACAAUCAUCUGUUUGGUUAUCAUUUUGCCCCUCAAUUUGUAUGGAAAACGUUUGGAUCAAUUGGACGAAGUGGGCUACAAGAAGACUACACUUCUCAACAUUAAGCCAAACUCCAAAUUCAUUUGGAUUCACGCACUCAUGACACUACUCAUCGUCGCAAUGGGCAUUUAUCUGAUGGAAAGUUUCUCCACAAUUAUAAGUUCGCGAGAGAUAAACAUCGAUAGAAAGAUACUAAUGAUAGAGAAUAUUCCCGAAUCCAAAAGAGACACGCAAUCGGUGGACGACUUUUUGUCCAAACAGUUCCCCAAUAUAUCCGUCCGACGGAUCACUUUUGUCUACGAUAUCGAAGAGAUAUUGAGUUUAAUGAAGAAACUUUUGACUACAAUUGAGGCCAAGAGAUACUGUUUGUAUUACGAGAGGACUUACGGCCAGAAGUGCGAAGUGAGGCCUUAUAUUCUGGGAAAUAUAUUGGGUUUCAUGGGUUGUUGUUUUUGGUUCCCAAAAGUGGACGCUUUGGAGUUCUACACACAAGAGAAGGUCAUUCUCGAGGAGGACAUCAACAAAGAGCUCGACAACACUGUGUCUCGUCCUCAGAGGAUAGUCUUUAUUGUCUUUGAUCGUAAAUCUGAUGCCAAAAAG